AUGAAUCGCAUAAACUAUCAUAGUUACAGUCCUCAUUUCAUCAAGAAAACAAAAGAAAAAGACGUCACAUUAAAAUCAGGCAAAAUGAAUAGGUUCAAUUUGCAAUUUAAUAGUGAUAUUCCAAGGACCUCGAUAUAUGUGAGCCAAGAUCUAUACUUCCUACAUUAUAAUUCAAAAGAUGUUGAAAUUAUUGAGAAUGUAAGAAAAGGGUUAAUUCAAGGACUGAAGACUCUUAGAAAAAGGUACAAAAAUGGGCACUUUUCAAUAGGCAAUCGUAUGUCAAAAAAUACAUCGAAUUUACUUACCAAAAAGUCUAAAACUCAAAGGAUCUCGCAGAAACAUUUUUUUGGUCAUUGUAAAAAUCAAAGAAACAGUGCUGAUGCGUGUGAUAAAUGUCUGUCAAUGGAAGAGAAGUCAACCAUUUCUAAGUCUUCAAUAACAUCUUACUUAAAAACAGUUUAG
Schistosoma spindalis is the source of this 462-nucleotide messenger RNA. Lineage: Eukaryota; Metazoa; Platyhelminthes; Trematoda; Strigeidida; Schistosomatidae. The record is from the annotation of a GenBank genome assembly.